AGCACAACCUAAACCUCUACAGGACAGAUACACCCGGACUGCGAUCAGACACACGAUCUGAAAACAGUGAUCCGUCUGUCUGUGUUUGGAUGAAUCGCAGUGUUGUUUUAUAAUCUCCAGUCCAGCGGAAUGUCCCGGAGGAAACAGAGCAACCCAAAGCAGUUCAAACGAGUGUUUGAAAAUGGGCUUGAGACAGACUCUGAGGAGACAGUGUGUAAGAAGAGAGAUAUACUGACAGAAGAUGACAGAUCUGUUGAGGAGGAUCCGCUGUUCCUCACUGACCCAGACAACAUCAUUUCUAAAGAUGAAGAUCACUUGAGGAAUGGUGAAAUGAUUGGAAAUGUCAAGGUGGGACAACAAGACAACGACGGACAGGAAGAAAAAGUCCCGCCCAGCCCAGCAGAGGAAUGGGACGGCCCAAGGGAGCUGAAAAUAGUACACGAAGAAGGAGAGAAAAGGAUUCGUUCCUGUCAGGCACUUUCUCUGGGGACCACAUGGGGUCCUUUCCCCGGGAAGAUUGAGAUGGCCACAGGAGACGGGGACAAGGUUUCUCUGCUGCUCAGUGGAGGUCCAAGCUGGCUGAAGGAUGUGAUCUGGGUCAGUUCAGAAGAUGGCAGAUGCAACUGUGCUGUGUACAGCAAAGGAGGACAUGUGUGGUGCUCCACAACAAAAAAUCUUCUUGAGGGAGACGAACUUUCUGCCUGUGUUGUGGAUUUGCAGCCUCAUCUUCAAACACCAGCCCGAUCUCCCUACUGUCAAGGGAUGUACCCGGCCCGACUACUGGACGGCAUCCAACUCCUUCCUCAGCAAGCAGCCAUGGCGUCCAUACUGCCCGGCGCUAUCAUCAACAAAGACAUCUUCCCCUGCAAGGCGUGUGGCAUCUGGUUCCGGAGUGAAAGAAACCUCCAAGCCCACCUUAUGUAUUACUGCAGUGGGCGGCUAAGGGACCCUGAGAUGGUGGCAGAGAAAAACGCCAAUAUCAGCCAUCAAAUGCUCCGCAGCUGCACAUAUCCACAAUGCAAUAUGAGCUUUGCUGGCUCAAAUGCCCUUGAAAUGCACUUAUCUACACAUCAUAGUCUCAAGUCAGAUGACAUCUCCACUGGAAGCAACUUGAAAUGCACAAUUUGUGACUACACUGCUGAAACACUUAUGGUACUCCAGCACCACAUCCUUUCCCACCUGUCCCAGACAGGCCUGAGAUGUGAUCACUGCCACUUUACGUUCCAAACCCCCAGAGAACUGGCCAAACACCAGGAAUUACAUGGACAUGGAAGUACGGGCAACAAACUCAUCAAAGAAGACAAUGCGGAUAACUCUCGUAGUAUUCCUGCAGGUAGCCCUCAACAAGGUGAAACUAAUGCAAACAUAAAAGACCUUCAGGAAAGUGCAAUACAACAUUAUCUUGGUGAAGUCGCUGAACAAGAAACCACAGAAAGCGGUCAGUCAUCCAUAAAGAGCGAGGGCAAGGCGGGAAACAAGGCUGGCGCUUCUUUUUCCAGAGUAAAGUCAGAACCCUCCAGUCCCCGUUUGGCCUCCUCUCCCAUUCAGCACCACCUGCCUCCUGCCUACCCCAUACCCCCUUUCAUGCCACAUGUCCCAUUCUCACAGGAUAUUACUGUGGGACCACAAGCAUCUGAGAUUUUGGCCAAAAUGUCAGAGUUGGUGCAUCGCAGGUUACGCCAUGGGGGAAACUCUUAUCCUCCAGUGAUGUACAGCACACUUUUGCCAAAAGGAGCGACAUGCUUUGAAUGCAAUAUCACCUUCAAUAACCUUGAUAAUUAUUUGGUGCACAAGAAACAUUACUGCAACAGUCGCUGGGAACACACACCCAAGCUGAAUGAUUUUGCCGGACUUUUGGAUAAACCAGCAGGCACCGCUAGUCCUAAAAGUGCAGCCGGUUUGCCUGUUGUGAUAAACUCUAACAAUCCUACUAAGGUUAAAGGUCAUGAGUCAACUCCUGAAGGCGGAAAAGUCUCUGAUGAACCUUCAGUGCAGGUUAAAAAAGCAUCAACACCAUCCGGUGCGCAGGAGAGGCCAAACGGCACCAAGUUGGAUUUGCAAAGCCCCAAAAUGCCACCCACCGAAACUGACAUUGACCCUAACCAGACAACAUGUGAGGCAUGCAAGAUCACCUUUAGUCGACCCGAGAACUACAUGGUGCAUAAACAGUAUUACUGUGCCACUCGCCAUGAUCCUCAGGUGAAACGUGCAAACAAUAAAGGACCAGCCAAUCAGAAGACGGUUCGUGCUCGUAAAAGAAGAAAGGCGUAUGAGCUGGCCACUCCAGAACAAGAACAAAUGCAGCAUAUGGGUGUGCCAUCGUUCCUGUGUAUGCCCAGCCUAGGAGCUCAAUACAUGCCAAAAGACACAAUGGAGAGUUUCAGGGACCAUCAGAGAUACAACAUGAUCCAAGGCCUAGUACCCAAAUAUCCGGAGGCUUCAUUGACGGUUACAAAAUCGGCUCUUGUCUCAAAAUCCAUUACAUUAUCUAAGGAGGAGUGCGACGCGCCGAUAGAUCUAAGUAAAAAAUGCACACCACAGUUUGGCAGCACCCCACUGUCACCCAAAGGGCUUUUGGAUUAUCAUGAAUGCGCUGUGUGCAAUAUAAGUUUUAACAAAGUUGAGGACUAUCUUAAGCACAAACAAAACUUCUGCCCAGGCAACGUUCUGCAAAAUUCGUCCUCUGAAAACAAAAUACGUACAAGCAUCAAAAAGGAAGGACAUGGAAAGACAAGCAACCUCUUCGAGAUCCCAGCUUCGCAUGCAAAGAAUGAGCAUCCAAAUGCAGCGACAUCUGUCAGUGACGCCCAUCAGAUCCCUAUAAAAGAUGACCCCAGGAGCGUGUUUCAACCCCCCGGGGGUUACCCAAGUGCUAAAAAAAUGAAGCCUGGUGAACAAAUCUGGCCUUACUAUGAAAUCAAACCCACCGACUAUGCCACAGGGAUGCUUGUCACGCAGAGCGAACGAAGGCAAAGUCCAAAUGAGGGCUGUGAGGGGGAGAAAGACCAGCCGAUGCCUGAUGGGAGCCAUCUUAGCACAGAUGAACCUGAAAGCCAGUGCAAGACAUCGUUCUUAAACAACAGCCUCGAACUAGACGACAAAGCAGGAGACACACGUUCCAGUACACCAGAUAUCCACACAGACAGACCCAUCAACAUUAAGGAAAGCACAACUUCGAUGCCAUCUCCAAAGACCGAGGAGGUCUCAACAAGCAUCAAGAGAGUAUUGACUGGGUCAAUUGCCGCCACUGGGAAUGUUAAGUACUGCCGUCCUUGCGACAUCCAAUUCAACAAUCUGUCAAACUUUAUAACACACAAGAAGUUUUAUUGUUCAUCACACACAGCAGAGCAUGUGAAAUAGUCUUGUCUUCUUCUUUGUUUAAAAGCCGUUUCACACUAAUAAAAGAAAGUCAACCAGGGCCAAACGUUUUAAAGGUGGUCCUCAGCCUCUAAUGCUGUCAAAUGCCAAGUGCGUAUAAUUUCUCACGCAAAAUUGGACGUACGCUCUGACACGGAAGGUUUUCACUUAAAAAAAUCUCUCUCCUCUUGUGAAGAGAGCUUGCUUGCACUUGUGAAUAUCUGUUUCCGAGAAUCUGCUCUUAACAAGUGUGUAAAAUAAACUGUUGACAAAAUUCUUCAACCAUGCACAUUUGACUUUUCACAAGCUGCAGUUUUUCUUAGUAGUUAAUAACAUUUGUAUAAUUCUGUGCUGGUUUACACAGCAGCAGGCGGACAAUCAAUUCAGAAAGUUUAUUCUACAGUCAUUGAAUGGAUAAUUGUUUCAAUAUUUGUUGGGUAUUGUGUGUGAAUACUUUUUAGUGUUUGCGUAUUUAUUUAUUUAUUUAAUAAUAGUUCCAGCUCUAAGUAAUGCAGAUUUGAAAUAAAAGUUUACAGAUUCUCUUAAAUGUCUUAUUUAGAAGUACAGAGGGAAGCCACAGAAAUAGUAAUACAACUAUGAAAAAAAUAAAGGUCUACUAAGGACAUACUGUUGAUAUUGGAGGAACUUCUUCCUUGACCACUGUGUCAAAACAAGUAUUUCCUGAAUAAUUAUCAAUACAUGUAGAAUCUAGUUUGUCCUUGAUGUUUCUUUAUGCUUCAAUAUGAUUUUUCUUGUUAAUGCAGAACUCUUCUUACAAAGGUGAUCGUCCGUGUGUUUGUUGACUCAUGGUAUCUUUUUUAAAUAUUUGGCUUCUAAUGCAAUACUUUUUAAAAGAUCGAACAUUAUUUAAAAGCAUCAUUACAUCUAUACUUGGGCCCCAUAAAUUGUAUGAAGUUUUUAUGGAAGUCCUGCCGAAGGAUGACGUUUACCCCUAGUGUGGAUGACAACUUGUAACCUUUGCUAAAAAAAUGUUGUCAAAAAUGUGU
Messenger RNA from Triplophysa dalaica, 4364 nucleotides. It is a transcript of the gene zfpm2b, whose product is annotated as zinc finger protein, FOG family member 2b. Gene Ontology annotation, biological process: negative regulation of transcription by RNA polymerase II; heart development; cell differentiation. The record is from RefSeq and is a predicted model, not a curated record. The transcript is spliced from 8 exons. Gene Ontology annotation, molecular function: RNA polymerase II-specific DNA-binding transcription factor binding. NCBI's taxonomy places the organism in Eukaryota, Metazoa, Chordata, Actinopteri, Cypriniformes, Nemacheilidae. The coding region runs from base 130 to 3360 and encodes 1076 amino acids. Gene Ontology annotation, cellular component: nucleus.